AUGGGCAGACGCCUGCCGUGGAAGACAUCCACGACUCCUUCGAGCGCCGAUAAGAAACCGUCCGUGAAGUCGGAUAGCCCACGCGCUGCGCGAACUAACUCACCGAGCCUGCCGUCAGCCUCAACCCCGGCGUCGUUCAUCAAGAAACCGCGUCGCGAUCGCGUCAUUGACGAUGAAGAUGAUGUAAGGAGCCCAUCCACGUCACCGCCGCCAGAACCACCACCAGAGAGAUUCAUGAGACCCGGCCCUCAACAUGAUGACCGCUACCGCAUGGUUGAGGACGAGUUCCUCAACAUGGCUCACCAGUUCACCACGCAUCUUCACCGCGCAGAGUACAACCGCCUCAAGUCCCUAGCCAAGAGCCAAAACGCCGACACCAUCCGCGAGAUUGAGCGUCCUGUAAUCGGGGCACCCACACUCCUUGCUCGGCGAAGGCAGGAAAGCGCGCGGCGUGCCGUUAAACAGCGCGGAUUCAUGCGUAACGGCGAUGAAGAAGAGAUGCCGUUCGUGGGGAGAAGUCUGAAGGGCUUGAUGGAGAGUCCCAGAAAGGAGCACAAAUGGAUAUCAGGCGGCAUGGCCGGGGCGGCGGCUACGAGGGCAGCAGCUGGGUUCGAUUCACAGAAGUUGAGCCCAGUCAAGCUAAGAGCAACUCCGAAGGCGUUCUCGUCCAAGAAGCGUCAACUACCCGCUGCAGAUGACGAGGAGACGGACGACGGAGAGGAUCUGGACCUUUCCACGCCCUCUCGGACACCCAUGGUGAAAUCAAGUCGCACCGCGCAAACUUCAUCUCCAGUCAUGGCUCGGUCAGCGACAAGGCCAGCAUUUGGCACUCCUCGACCCUUGAGCACGACCACCACUAAUACCCCAAGAACAAGCUCGAGUACAAGGCGACCAACUACAGCAUCCAGCAAAACCGAGACGCCUUAUAUCGGUAAAGCAUCCAAGCACAAAGAUAUCCAUGAUGAUGACGAGGACGACGACCCAUUUGGGAUCAAGAAGCGGAGAAUUCAGCGGCAAAAGUCAAAGGAGCAAGUUCGCAAGGUGGAACAGCAAACGCCCGUCAAAAAGAGGUCUUCUCUCGACGACAUUCCCUCUUUUAUAUGA
Molecule: messenger RNA, 1104 nt
Organism: Fusarium falciforme
Lineage: Eukaryota; Fungi; Ascomycota; Sordariomycetes; Hypocreales; Nectriaceae
Exons: 3
Coding region: 1-1104 (367 amino acids)
Source: RefSeq, a predicted model, not a curated record